Messenger RNA from Anopheles aquasalis, 417 nucleotides. RefSeq lists its product as uncharacterized. Lineage: Eukaryota; Metazoa; Arthropoda; Insecta; Diptera; Culicidae. The record is from RefSeq and is a predicted model, not a curated record.
AUGAAGUCGUCCGUUCUUACCCUCUGCUCCACGCUGCUGGUUCUGCUGGCCGUGCUGCGAUCGGGCGGUUGCUUCGAUGCGAAGCUGCCUCUCGUCGAGCGGCUGCACGAUAGUUUGGACAUCCUGCAGGAGGACUCGCAAGUCGAAUCGCUGGCACCGGUCUCUCCGAGCUCGGAGCUGUUUGAGAUCGCAAAACGUUUGGCGCAGAAGCACGAAUCGCCGGUCCAGGGCCGCCAUGUGUCAAGUGACGGAACCAGAACCUUUAGGCCCCAUAACAACAUGGACCUGCUGGAGGAAAACAGUGAAGAGUUUAUGGACCUGUCGGUCGACAUCGCCUACUCAGCCGUCUAUCUGUUGAGAAACUAUACGCGCUUCGUACGUAACGCGAACAACAAGUUUAUCGUGAUCUUUGAAUAA